Sphaeramia orbicularis (orbiculate cardinalfish) is the source of this 2759-nucleotide messenger RNA. RefSeq names its product transmembrane protein 184a (gene tmem184a). NCBI's taxonomy places the organism in Eukaryota, Metazoa, Chordata, Actinopteri, Kurtiformes, Apogonidae. The coding region runs from base 450 to 1694 and encodes 414 amino acids. The record is from RefSeq and is a predicted model, not a curated record. The transcript is spliced from 9 exons.
GCCCAACCUGUCUGUGUGUGUGCGCGCGCGCGUCUUCUCCCUCGGUGCUUAAAGGAUAGACGCAAAUCUUCGUUGUUUACACAAAAAACUUCGCCUCUUCUCUGGGUUUUAAAGGACAACGCCUCGGAUUACAGUAGGAUUUACACGUUUGUUGUUAGGCUACAGGUGUUUUUUUUUUGGUGACUUUUGUUUUAAUUAUUGAACGAGUGCGCGGACUUCGACCUCUGUUCAGGACCUACAUCAAACAAGGAAGUAUUUUCAGUCUGUUGAAGCCUUUGGCUGAUGAAGCCUUUCAGACCUUUGUAAAUGGCACUGAAUGCUCUUUACUGUCUGUUUCCAACCGAGGAAGGACUUUAUUCUCAAUGUUGAGCCUUUAACGUUGGCUUGUUUGUGAACAGUUCCACUUUAUCUGGAUAAAGCUGCUUCCUCCCUCCCUCCUUACAGUCAAGAUGAACGUGUCAUUCCAAGACAUGGAUCCAGCAGCUGAGAAUAAUUCUGUCGUUCACUUGGCUGCACCAAUUCUCCCAGACAAGUCAUCCAUCUCCAAUAUGACCAUCAUCGUGACAGGCAACGGGUCAAUCAGAGAAGACCAGAUUUUUCUAAACACACUGGCUGCUCAGGCCCUCUCUGGGAUCUUUGUGUGGUCUGCUUUGCUCAUAACAUGCCAUCAGAUCUACACACACCUUCGCUCGUACACGGUCCCUAAUGAGCAGCGUUACAUCAUCCGCAUCCUGUUCAUCGUGCCAAUUUAUGCCUUUGACUCUUGGCUCAGCCUGCUCUUCAUCAGUAACGACCAGUACUACGUCUACUUUGAUUCUGUUCGAGACUGCUACGAAGCGUUUGUCAUUUAUAAUUUCCUGAGCCUGUCCUUUGAGUAUCUGGGAGGAGAGAGCGCAAUCAUGUCAGAGAUUCGUGGGAAGCCCAUACAGUCAAGUUGCCUAUAUGGUACCUGCUGUCUCGUUGGGAUGAGUUAUUCCAUUGGCUUUUUAAGAUUCUGCAAACAGGCGACUCUCCAGUUCUGCGUUGUCAAACCCAUCAUGGCAGUCAUCACCAUCAUCCUGCAGGCCUAUGGCAAAUAUCAUGAUGGAGAUUUUAACGUUAACGGCGGAUAUCUGUACAUCACCAUCAUCUACAACUUCUCAGUCAGCCUGGCGCUCUACGCUCUCUUCCUCUUCUACUUCGCAACCAGUGACCUGCUGAGGCCGUAUGAACCCGUGCUCAAAUUCCUCACAAUCAAAUCUGUCAUUUUCUUGUCCUUCUGGCAAGGAAUGGUGCUGGCCAUCUUGGAACGCUGCGGGGUUAUUCCCAACGCUCUGUUCAUCGACGGUCAAGAGGUCGGCGCCGGCACCGUGGCGGCCGGCUGGCAAAACUUCAUCAUCUGCAUCGAAAUGUUCUUCGCCGCCAUUGCCCUUCGAUACGCCUUCACCUGCACCGUCUACCAGGAGAAGAAAAGUGAAGUGCCAGAGAACAUCCCCCCAAUGCAGAGCAUCUCCAGCGGUCUGAAAGAGACCAUAAACCCAGGAGACAUGGUGCAGGACGCCAUCCAUAACUUCUCCCCGGCGUACCAGCAGUAUACCCAGCAGUCCAUGCAGGAGGUGAUGCCGCCCAGCUCCAAUGGAAAAGUGGCCACAGGCACCAAGAGCUCCAGCAAGUCUGACAAAAUUAUGCUCAUCACCUCUGACGAUGAGUUCUAGGCAAUUUUCCAGCCACAUCCAGGUGUUUGCGUUCAUGCCACCUCUAUCUGUGACCCCCCCCACCGGGGAAACAGCUGUAGCACAUAAUGCACCAGGGCUGAAUGGUGUUUAAUUCUCAUUAUCAUAAUAUUUAAGAUGGACUGCAUAUUUCUGUGUGUUUUUAUACAUAAUUGAAACACCAAAGAUGGUGAAAAUAGUAAUAAUUUGAAUAAUGAUAGCUCAAUUUCCAGAGAGCUAAACUGUUUUCAUUCCAGCAGUAAUAAUCAGAAGAAAAUGACAUGUCAUCUUGUCUGUGACAUGUCUGUGUAGGAAAGGUCUGAUGCAGUGAUUUUUUUUUUUUUUAAUUUUUUUUUUUUUUUAAAUCAAUCUUGUGGAUGUUCAGCAGUGUCCCUGAUCUUGAUUCUGUCAUCAUCCGUUGUCAUUAUGUCGGCGCUCGCUCCCCGGCCGUCUGAAGUGUUCCCUCUUAUUCACGUCGUUUUCCAAAAGGAGAUGAUUAAUACGUGACUCCAGGUGGCGAGCGGAGAAGCCAGCGACUGGCUGGGAAUGACUCUUCAUGGACUGUGUCUUGCAUCUGCUUGUUUGAAGUAUUUUGCUGAGCAUUCCUCUGCCUGUUUCCUGACAAAUGGGAGGAUUUGUUCAAAGACGCAUUCGUUUUUUUGGAGCAGGCACUUCAAACUGCAGACUAAAGCACUGCAGAAUCCUUUGUACCACUGCAGCAUGGACAAAUAGGAUAAACCUGUCUCCUACAAAAUGCGAGUUGUGUUAUUCUCUCAUUAAUUUUCCCAGCUUGAUAAAGAAUAUAAUUCACUUCAACUAGACAGCUGUUGAACAGUCGCUAACAAUUAGUGUUUUGCAGCUUCUGUGAUAUUAUGAAAAGCUUUUAGCAGUCUUUGUGUUCGGCGUGUUAACUAUUCAUAUUAUAAUUCCGUGUCCAAGGGAUUACAAGACAUGGAGUGAAUUUGGUUGUAUAAUGCUAAAUUGUGGUGUUAAAUAUAUUCUGUUUAAGUGAAUUAUGAAUUGAUGCUCUUGCGUGUGUAGCUCAGGAGUAAAUCUGCUAUAUUGUAA